GGGGGGGGACCCCGGUAGGAUCGGACUUUCGGAAGGGCUGGCACAGACAUGUCUGGGGGGACCAGAGGCCGGGGCACAGAGCCGAAGGGGCUGACAGAGUAAAGAGGAGCCUCAGCCCGCGGAGCUUGAAGUGAGGCGAGGGGCUGGCCCGGGAAACGGGCCGCAGGGCGAGGGGCGAGGACAGACGAGACCCAGCAGCUCCCUGCUCGCCCGGCGGGUUGUUGCUGGGGCGGGAAUCUCCGGCUCGCUCCUUCCGGGUGCAGGCGCCGCCUCCGCCCCGUUCCCGGAGCCGGAGGCGCGGGGGAGGUUCAGAAGCGCUCCCGGGGCGGCUCGCUGGGGUCUCUGCUCCCCACGAUGUCGGUCUCGCCCGUGGCCCCGCUGGGGUCGCUGCCCAUUAACCUGCUCAGGGAGCCGCUGCUCCGGCGGCUCAGUGGCGUGCUGGACCGCGCCGCGCCGGGCAGGGGCUGGAGAGACUUGGCGCAGCGAGCCGGGAGCCACGGCAGGGUCAAGCUCAGUUCUCUGGAGUUGGAACAAUGUUCUCUCAAAGUACUGGAGCCAGACGGAAGCCCCAGUUGGAGUCUCCUGAGACUAAUGGGUGAAAGGGGUUGCACUGUGGUGGAACUGAUGGAAUUCUUACAGGCCCUGGAACACACAGAGGCUCUACAGUGUCUCAAUCCUCCAGGUAUAAAGAUUGUUGUUCAGCCAGACCCUAAGUCAGUAUUAUCUGGACAAAUGGUCAAACUAUGUUGUUGGGCAACUGGAUAUCCAUUUCUGCAUUAUCAGUGGUUCAAACAGAAAAAAGAGGUUCCACAUGGGACUUCCCCAGAGUUGAUUUUUAAUCCAGUGAGUGUAAACGAUUCUGGGUUUUACAUCUGUCGAGUGAACAGCGAUUCUUCCUUUGUGUUCAGUCGGUGGGCACAACUGGACGUUUGUGAUCUCCAGGGAGCGUCUUAUGGAAGCUUGGUUGGUUUGCCUGAAAACAAGAUACAUAUCUGCAUUGAGCCCCAAUCACAAAACCUGAUGGUAGGGGACACAUUGGUUCUAGAGUGUGGUGCUGUUGGAAACCCAGUUCCUCAUUACCAGUGGUUCAGAAACGGAUUUCUGUUGACAAAUGGGAACAGAAAGGUAUAUAAGGUGUCUUAUGUGGACACGGAACAUCAGGGGACCUAUUGGUGUCAUGUGUUCAAUGACCAAGACAAUCAAGAAAGCAAGAAGAUAGAAGUCAUGAUAGGAAGAAAAGCUAUGGAAGUGGAAUGCACUGAAGAAGAGUUUGGUAAUCUUGGAAAGCCUGACCUUCAAGAGCAAUCAGCUGACAGGCCUUCUGCAAUUGACAAGGUAGCUCUGUUAAUAGGAAACAUGAGCUAUUGGAAUCACCCUCAGCUGAAAGCUCCAAUGGUGGAUGUCUAUGAAUUGACCAACUUGCUGAGACAGAUGGAUUUCAAAGUUGUUUCUCUGCUGGAUCUUACUGAAUCUGAGAUGCGGAAUGCAGUGGAUGAAUUUUUACUUCUUUUGGACAAAGGAGUGUAUGGUUUAUUAUAUUAUGCUGGCCAUGGCUAUGAAAACUAUGGGAACAGUUUCAUGGUUCCGAUUGAUGCCCCAAAUCCCUAUCGGUCUGCAAACUGUUUGUGCGUGCAGAAUAUACUCAAACUGAUGCAGGAAAAAGAGACUGGGCUCAAUGUGUUUUUACUGGAUAUGUGUAGAAAAAGAAAUGAAUAUGAUGAUACCAUUCUGAUCUUGGAUGCCCUGAAGGUUACAGCUAAUAUCGUUUUUGGAUAUGCAACAUGCCAAGGAGCAGAAGCUUUUGAAAUUCAGCACUCUGGGUUAGCCAAUGGGAUUUUCAUGAAGUUCUUGAAGGAACGCAUGUUAGAGGACAAGAAGAUUACUGUGCUACUUGAUGAAGUUGCAGAAGAUAUGGGUAAGUGUCACCUUACCAAAGGCAAGCAGGCUUUGGAGAUUCGCAGCAGUUUAUCUGAGAAGAGAGCAUUAACUGAUCCCAUUCAGCAAACAGGAUCAUCUGCAGAGUCCCUGGCACGGAACUUACAGUGGGCCAAAGCUCAUGAACUUCCAGAAAGUAUGUAUCUUGACUUUAAGUGUGGCAUUCAGAUUCAGCUGGGGUUCGCAGCUGAAUUUUCCAACGUCAUGAUCAUCUACACAAGGAUAGUAAAGAAACCUGCUGAAAUACUAGUUUGCAAAGCGUAUGUAACAGACUUCCCACUUGACUUGGAUAUAGAUCCUAAAGAGGCAAAUAAAGGGACUCCUGAGGAAACUGGCAGCUAUUUAGUAUCAAAGGAUCUUCCGAAACACUGUCUUUACACGAGACUAAGUUCACUGCAGAAACUAAAGGAGCACUUGAUCUUCACAGUUUGUCUCCAUUAUGAAUAUCCAGGAAUAGAUGAUUCCUUGGAUGAAAGGAAGGAAGUUAAUGUUGGGAAGCCCCUUAUUGCUAAAUUAGGCAUUCAUCAUGGAUUUAAGAAAAAUUGUUGCAUGUCUAACAGACCUUUCCAUACCCAAACAUCCACUCCUGUGGCAGCUGAAUACUACCUCUCUCCUAAUCACUGUCAACCAAAUUCCUACCCAGGUGUUCACCAUCCAAACUCUGCUCAUUCUGAUAAUUUCAGGCAGCCAGAAGCAUGCCAUUGCAAUGGGACUUUGAAUGUGCUAACUUCAAGACAAGAAGCAUGGACUUACUCAUCCCACAUAAGAAAGAAUAAUAUACCAGUAGAGACGACUGAUGACACUGUUGACCUGGGAUUCAGCUUCUCCAACAGCCUCAGAUUAUCUAAAAAGCAGUAACUACCAUCUCUGCAGAAUGUGCAGGAGCAUCAAUCCUGGGCUAAAGCACUCCAGCGCUGAUUGUACAUUCUCUGCAGUAUGUUCAUGUUUUGAGAGAAGGCGUACUGGGAAUUGUGGGUUGGGUAUGGGUUAGUAUAUUUUCUCCUUGGAAACUUCUCAGAUCCAAAGAGACAAGAAUAGAAUAUAAACUAAUUUUUCACUCCUGAAUUUUUUUCAGCAGUGAAGACUUGUGUGGGGUAAUCAUGGGGAGCCGGCGGCAGGAGAGGUGGGGCGGAGAGAAGCGGGAGCUGGGUACAAGGGAACCGCACAGGAGCUAAUCAGCAGGCACGCUGUUAUUGUCUGCCACUGUGCCAGCCAGAAAAAGAACAGAGCAGCGGGCAUGUAGCAUUGAGAGGAAGUUGCAUGUUUGUGGUGGGGAGGAGAUGUACAGCAGAGGCCUUGUUCUUGUAUCACAGGCUCUCUAGGAAUACUGAAGCCUUGAUCUCCUCAGCUGUUGCUGACAUGUCUCUAUAAUGACACAUCCAUCUUAAAAGGCUUGCAUAAUGGACCUGUCUCUAAUCUUGAUUUUUAGUUUACAAAGGGAUUAGUUUUCCUCUGCAAAAACAAAAUGGAAAAAAUAGCAGUUAGAGGAGAAGAGAGGGAGAGGAAAAGCAGUAAAAGGAAUGUCCACAUUAAUGAAACUAAGCUAUAUGUGUACUUUAUAAAUGUAAUUAAAAUAGUAUAGUGAUCACUAAAUGAUAAAUAGAUUUUUAGACUUUCCUGUUCUAACCUGCACCAUCAGUUGAGUUUAACAUUCUAAUUUCCCAUUUAUUUAAAAAAUGGGAACUUCCAUUUCUUUAAAAUGUUUGUGUGCAAGGAGGACAUGAAAUAUCAUUCAUAAAUUCCAAGAGUAGUAGGUACCAUUGUGAUCAUCUAGUCUGACCUCCUUCAUUACAGACAUAGAAAUUUCCCAAAAUAAUUCUUGUUUGAACUAGAAUACGUCUUAAAAAAAAAUUCAUUUGUGAUCUUAAAUUUGUCUGUGAUGGAGAAUCUACCUUAACCUUUGAUAAAUUGUUUCAGUGGUUAAUUGCCCUCACAGUGUAAAAUUUUGCACCUUAUUUCCAGUCUGAAUUUGUCUAGCUUUAACUUCCAAAUGUUAGAUCUUGUUAUAACUGCUAGACUGAAGAGCCCAUUAUCAAAUAUCUGUUCCCCAGGUAGAUACUUAUAGACUGUGAUGAAGUAAUCCCUUGACCUUCUUUUUGUUAAACAAAACAGAUUGAGCUCCUUGAGUCUAUUACUGUAAGGCUUGUUUUGUAGUGCUUUAAUCAUUCUCAUGUUCUACAGGUUGUUAGUGGUGAGAAACUUCUUCUUGUACCUUUGGAUCAAAUAUUUGGAAGCUCUUCCAAAGUGUUACUGCUUUGUUGCUAACUGACUUCUGAAGAGAUGACAAUUUUUAAAAUAAGCGUUACCCCAUUUGUUGUUUUGGAGUAGAGAUAUGAGGCUAACUUUAAGCCCUAAGUUUGUUUAGCAUGAAUAUAAGCGCACAUAUAACAUAGAGGCCUAUAUUCAGCCUGGCAAGACCUGGUAAAAGCAGGAGAAAUUUGUGCCUGAUGUAUGAUGGCUGGGUGAGGAUUUGAGCUAAAAUAUGUGAAUGAUGCUCCUGGACACCAGACUGUGCUCUGGAAUCAUACACAUUCCUGCCAUGGUGUUACAAAAAUAGCCCUGCACAUUCCCCUCCAGGCCAAAAUUAGUUCCUCUUAUUUUCCAAAUAAAAACCUUACCCACAAAUAUGAAAUCCCCAGCCUCCUAAUGCAAACUCAUCCAAGUGAUAUGAAGGAUAAGAAUCUCAUCCAAGUCAGGUUGCAAAAGGUGUGAGAUACAUAUGCAGAGGCGCUGUUAGGCACCAAUCUUGAAAUUUACCAGUGCCCCCAUAUGUAGUUUUGUUGAUAGAAACAAGAUUUUGUCCUGCUUCAGUGAAUUGUAGGAUCAGGGCCAUAGGUUUUGUGCUCAUUACUAGAAUUAAAGCUGCAGGGAUUUACCCUUAAUUUGAUGUGUGGCUGGAAACUAAUUUCAAAGCAAUAGGAGAUAGGUUUCUAAAGACGUCACAAAAUAUCUUGGUGCUCUGAAAGUAUAUUAAAGUAUGAUAUCACUGUUCAAGAGGGUUCUUAUCUAUGGUCAUAGAUAAUUAGCCUCAUUCCUCUCUAGUAAUGUUGCUAACAGGUUGAGUUGCUGUGCAUUUCAUUUUUCCUUUAUACAGUAGAUGCAAUUAUGAAAUUUCUGCGUUAGUAAAAUUUUUGCAGAACUUCACAAUAAAUGAAAAGCCAGGAAAAAAUAAAGGAUGAACCGUUGCUUAAGAAUAAAUGCUUAUUGGUCUUGAGAAGUUACAUUAAAGAUUCAAUUUAAAAUGCUGCACAGGUUUAAGUGGAACACAUCCAAGCUUUUCAGAUAGGUGGUCAUUGAACAAAGAUAUAGUUUAGAGGGGAGAAGUUAGUCUUGUAAUUCUGUGGUCCUAUUAUAAAACAAAUUCUGUUAUCUGAUAUUUUAGCUGGAAUUUUGAGUAGACUACAUAUAGUAAUUCUACAUGGUGAUGGAAAUAAUGAAUGCCUCUAAUCCCACUUGGAAAUGGUUAAUAGCAUUAUGGUGUGUAGGUGUUUAAUGAAAAUCUAUAAAUUCAUCUGUGUUGAAAGAUGGCUAUUCUCUAGUGUCAGUUAUCUCUGUUAAUGUAUUAUUUAUUUACUAAAUGACAGACAACUUUAACAUAAACGCAAAUGGACUGUAGCUUUUUAGUCUUCUCUGGAAGAGUAUAAAAUAGUGAAACAUUUUCUGAUUUUUGAAAUAUACCUGUGCAUUUAUUAUUGUAUAAACUGAUUUUUACAUGAAAAUUAUACCUUGAGAUACAAUCUAGUAUAAUAGGAUACUUAGCUAAAAGUUUGUCAUAGUUUUAUUAUUAGUUUUUAAUUGUUUUCUACUGUUGCAAUAAAAUAAUUCACAAAAAGAUUUAUACAGUA
This is a messenger RNA of Dermochelys coriacea (leatherback sea turtle), 5780 nucleotides long. It is a transcript of the gene MALT1, whose product is annotated as MALT1 paracaspase. The coding region runs from base 355 to 2793 and encodes 812 amino acids. The record is from RefSeq and is a predicted model, not a curated record. Gene Ontology annotation, biological process: proteolysis. Gene Ontology annotation, molecular function: cysteine-type endopeptidase activity. Lineage: Eukaryota; Metazoa; Chordata; Testudines; Dermochelyidae. The transcript is spliced from 17 exons.